AUGAACUUUUUCAGUUUAGAGAAGAAUCGAUUUCAUCAAAAGGCUUGUGAAAACAAGAAAAAAAGACAGAGUGUAAACAGUAGUUCAUAAAUCAAAAAUCAACAAAUAGACAAUUUCAUUGAAUAAAAGUCUUAGUCUCUGUAAAUGGAUUUGGACUUAUCCUACACUAAGGCUUCUGAUCAAGACAGUUUUUAACUAAACCAUAUACCUAAAUCCGUUAGAGCCAAUUUAAUUGGUUAACUAAACAAUAAAUAUGGAAGAAGAUCUCUUCAAUGA
Paramecium octaurelia is the source of this 276-nucleotide messenger RNA. The record is from the annotation of a GenBank genome assembly. NCBI's taxonomy places the organism in Eukaryota, Ciliophora, Oligohymenophorea, Peniculida, Parameciidae.